Molecule: messenger RNA, 1422 nt
Organism: Chrysochloris asiatica (Cape golden mole)
Lineage: Eukaryota; Metazoa; Chordata; Mammalia; Afrosoricida; Chrysochloridae
Gene: GAS8
Product: growth arrest-specific 8
Exons: 10
Coding region: 235-1422 (395 amino acids)
Biological process (GO): flagellated sperm motility
Cellular component (GO): motile cilium; microtubule; Golgi apparatus
Molecular function (GO): small GTPase binding; microtubule binding
Source: RefSeq, a predicted model, not a curated record
AAAAAGAAAGGCAAGAAAGGCAAAGGUACCCCGAUUGUCGACGGGCUCGCUCCAGAGGAUCUGAACAAAGAGCAGGUGGAGGAGCAUAUCGGCCGCAUCCGAGAGGAGCUGGACCGGGAGCGAGAGGAACGCAACUACUUUCAGUUGGAGCGGGAUAAGAUCCACACGUUCUGGGAGAUCACACGGAGGCAGCUGGAGGAGAAAAAAGCUGAACUACGCACCAAGGACCGGGAGAUGGAGGAGGCGGAGGAACGGCACCAAGUGGAGAUCAAGGUUUACAAGCAGAAGGUGAAGCACCUACUGUAUGAGCACCAGAACAACCUGACUGAGAUGAAGGCGGAGGGCACUGUCAUCAUGAAGCUGGCCCAGAAGGAGCACCGCUCGCAGGAGGGCGCGCUGCGCAAGGACAUGCGGGCACUGAAGGUGGAGCUCAAGGAGCAGGAGCUGGCCAAUGAGGUGGUGGUGAAGAGCCUGCGCCUGAAACACACUGAAGACAUCACCAAGAUGCGCAGCGACUUUGAGAGGCAAGUUCGAGAGAUUGAGGCCAAGUAUGAUAAGAAGAUGAAGAUAUUGAGGGAUGAGAUGGACCUGCGGAGAAAGACAGAGAUCCACGAGGUGGAGAAGAGGAAGAGCGGGCAGAUCCACAUGCUGAUGCAGCGGCAUGAGGAGGCCUUCACCGACAUCAAGAACUACUACAAUGACAUCACUCUCAACAACCUGGCCCUCAUCAACUCGCUCAAGGAGCAGAUGGAGGACAUGCGGAAGAAGGAGGAGCAUCUGGAGAAGGAGAUGGCAGAGGUGACCAUGCAGAACAAGCGCCUGGCAGAUCCGCUGCAGCGGGCGCGCGAGGACAUGAACGAGAUGCAGCGGAAGCUCACGCACUAUGAGCAUGACAAGCAGAUCUUGACAUGCACAAAGGCUCGUCUGAAAGUCACUGAGAAAGAGUUGAAGGACCUGCAGUGGGAACAUGAGGUGCUGGAGCAGCGGUUCCUCAAGGUACAGCAAGAGCGGGACCAGCUGUACCAGAAGUUCACAGCUGCCAUCCAGGAGGUGCAGCAGAAGACGGGCUUCAAGAACCUUGUUCUGGAGAGGAAGCUGCAGGCGUUGAGCACUGCUGUGGAGCAGAAAGAGGCACAGCUCAACGAGGUGCUGGCCACCUCCAGUCUGGACCCUGCAGCCUUGACCGUUGUGUCCCGCAAGCUCGAGGAUGUCCUGGAAUCAAAGAACACCACCAUCAAGGACCUUCAGUAUGAGCUGGCCCGAGUGUGCAAGGCACACAACGACCUACUGCGCACUUACGAGGCCAAGCUCCUGGCCUUUGGAAUCCCCCUGGACAAUGUUGGCUUUAGGCCCCUGGAGACAGCUAUUGUUGGGCAGAUGCUGGGCCAGGGCCCAGCUGGGCUGGUGGCCACCCCAACGUAA